AUGGUCGCGACUACUCAACAGAAGCCUGCCGAGGCUGACAAGAAGAAAACUGAUGAGAAGAAGGCCGCUGGAAAGAUUGAGCCGAAAAAGGAAGAGAUGGUUGGUUGGGAAAGCUGAAAAGUUUAAAAGUUUUGAUUUUUUAGAGCGAAGAAGACCAGAAGCUGGAGGAGGACCUGAACCUUCUCGUUCAGCGUCUCUCCGAGCCGGAAGCGAACCUUUACAAGCCCUCGCUCGAGACGAUGCGCUCUCUGAUUCGCGCGUCGACCACUUCGAUGACUUCUGUACCGAAACCGCUCAAAUUCAUGCGUCCACACUACGCGAAAAUGAAGGAGAUUUUCACAAAAAUCCAGGCGGCCGAUGUGAAGAAGCUGUGCGCCGACAUCAUUUCGGUGCUCGCCAUGACGUCUGACGAGCGAACCGACACGAUCAACUAUCGAAUUCUGGGAUCUCACGAGCCGAUCGGAGACUGGGGACACGAGUACGUCCGCCAUUUGGCCAUGGAAAUGUCGGAGGAGUGGAAGAAGGAUACGACGCAGGACGCCAGAAAGACGGAGCUCAUCCAGCUUACCAAGGACAUUGUCGCCCACCAUAUGAAGCACAAUGCCGAGGUGGAAGCCUGCGAUUUGCUCAUCGAGAUCGAACGUCUUGAUCUUCUGCUCACCUACGUUCAGGAGGUCGAUCAUCAGCGCGUCUGCCUCUAUCUUCUGUCCUGUGCCCCGUUGACUCCGGACCCGGACAACAUUAUUCUGAUCAAGACUGCUCUUCAACUAUACUUGAAGUUCAAUCGCUAUCUGGAGGCGGCUCGUUGCGCGAUUAUGGUCAACGAUGUGCCACAAGUGCGUCAGAUUUUCGCCAAGACUACCGAUCCGUAAGUUUUCCGGAAAAUCAGCAAUUUUUCUAUAAAUUUCGUUUUCAGACUGCUCCGCAAGCAAAUGGCCAUCCUUCUUGGUCGUCAUCAAAUCUUCCUGGACUACGAGGGAGCCGCCGAUUCGGAAGCUCUUGCCGAGCUCAACUCGAACGCCCAUCUGUACGAAUACUUCCAUUCCCUGGCACGCGAGCUUGAUAUCAUGGAGCCAAAGACGCCAGAAGGCAUCUACAAGUCGCAUUUGGAGCAUUCCCGCCCGUUCGGAAACUCUUCCCAGCCCGAUACGACCCGUAUGAAUCUGGCGGCCGCGCUGGUCAAUGGAUUCGUGAACUGCGGAUUCGGAGUGGACAAGAUGAUGGCCGAGACCGAGGAGGCGUCCCGCUGGUUCUACAAAAACAAGGAGUACGGAAUGCUGACGGCCGCCGCUUCGCAAGGACUCAUCUGGCGAUGGGACAUUGACACCGGACUCGCGCAGUGCGAUCGUUUCCUGUACAUUAACGACGACUACAUCAAGGCCGGAACCCUUUUGGCCAUUGGAAUAAUCUCUUCUGGAAUCCAAGAUGCUUGCGAUCCGGCCUCUGCUCUGCUCCUCGACCAUGUGCAAUCGGACCGAUCGAUCAUGAGAGUCGGUUCCAUUUUGGGACUCGGAUUGGCGUAUGCCAACUCGAAGAGAGAGGCGGUCACCAAAAACGAGGAGAGAGGAGUAAUUUUCGAGCUGAAGAAAGUGCUCUCCGAUCAGAAGCCGUCUGCAAUUCCGGAGGUGAAAGGACUCGCCGGACUCUCGCUCGGACUUAUUCUGGUUGGAACUGCGGACGCCGAGGCGGCUAUGGAAAUGCUGCAGGCGCUGAUGGAUAAGAGCGAGACGGAGCUCACCGACCCGAACAUGCGCUUCUUGGCACUCGGAAUCGCGUUGAUCUUCCUGCAGACUCAGGACAAGAGCGAUGUGUUUGUGGAGAGUCUCCGAUCGCUUCCGGAUCCAUUUGGAGCUAUGGUCUCCACUCUCGUCGAAGUGUGCGCGUACGCCGGAACCGGAAACGUGCUCAAGAUCCAGAAGCUUCUCCAUUUGUGCUCUGAGCACUACGAGACGCCGGCGGCCGAGAAAAAGUCAUCGAAGAGCAAGAAUGCGGCGACUUCGACCCCGAAAGCUGAUCGUAAUGCUCCUCUGGACAUCACCGCCACUCCAGCUCCAACCGGAACCCCGGCCGUUGCUCCAGGAGCUCCGAGACGUGAAGGAGCCACUGCUCAGGGUGCCCCAGCCACUCCGGCUGCUCCAGGAGCUCCGGCGGCUGCCCCAGCUACUGGAGCUCCAGGAGCUGCUCCGGCUGCAGCUGAAGGAACUCCGGCUCCACCGGCAAAACCGGAUCUCUCAUCGCAACAGGCCGUCGCCGUGCUCGGAAUCGGACUCAUUGCGAUGGGAGACGACAUCGGAUCGCAGAUGGCCCUCCGUAUGUUCGGACAUCUCAUCCGCUACGGAGAGCCAGUCAUCCGUCGGGCCGUCCCACUCGCUCUUUCGCUUCUCUCCGUUUCGAACCCGCAGCUCAACAUUCUGGAGACGCUUUCCAAGUUCUCGCACGACUCCGACGCCGACACCGCCCACAACGCCAUCUUCGCCAUGGGAUUGGUUGGAGCCGGAACGAACAACGCGCGUCUCGUCGCGAUGCUCCGCAACCUGGCCUCCUAUCACUACAAGGACCAAGUGUCGUUGAUGCUGGUCAGAAUCGCACAGGGACUGACGCAUCUCGGCAAGGGAACAAUGACUCUGAACCCGUGGCACUCGGACCGACAGCUCCUCUCGCCAAGUGCUCUCGCUUCGCUUCUCUCUAUUUGCUACUGUUUCCUGGAUGCUAACAAUACGGUAUUUAGACAGUUUUCUAUACUUUCAAGCUCAAUUUCUCAUUUUCAGGUGCUCAACAGCCGUCAGCACUACUUGUUGUAUACGUUGGUGCUCGCAAUGCAGCCAAGAAUGCUCACAACAUUGAUUGAGGAUGAAAUGAAGCCGGGAAGUUUGAAACAGGUAGCGAAAAUUAGGAAAAGGUGAACACAGUACGGAAUUUUGCAGCUGAACGUGUCUGUGCGUGUUGGACAAGCCGUCGACGUGGUUGCACAAGCCGGAAAGCCGAAGACGAUCACUGGAUUCCAGACGCACACGACGCCGGUCCUCUUGGCUCAUGGAGAACGUGCAGAGCUGGCCAAUGAUGAAUGUGAGCUAACAAUUGCAUAACAUUCGCAAAAACCGCUCUUUUUCAGAUCUUGCGGUGACGCCACAUCUCGAAGGACUUGUGAUCCUCAAGAAGAAUCCGGACUAUCAGCCGGUGGUGGUUUCCACGAAGAAAUAA
Messenger RNA from Caenorhabditis sp. 36 PRJEB53466, 3201 nucleotides. The record is from the annotation of a GenBank genome assembly. NCBI's taxonomy places the organism in Eukaryota, Metazoa, Nematoda, Chromadorea, Rhabditida, Rhabditidae.